Vitrella brassicaformis is the source of this 1491-nucleotide messenger RNA. The record is from the annotation of a GenBank genome assembly. NCBI's taxonomy places the organism in Eukaryota, Vitrellaceae.
GUUUAUCUGUCAACUUCUGUUGUGUCAUUGUGUGGAAGGAAGGCCAGCACGGCUGCAAAUGUUUCUUGAUGAGAUGAAUGCAGCACAUUCACGUCGGUCCACAGCUAGGCGCAUGGAAGCAGACAAGACCGAGAAACUUGUUCCAUCAGCGGCUAGUCACCGGUGCCACGCUUAUAAGCCAGGUCACUCGCAGCCCCUGCAUCCGUCAUCUCGCUCGCCGUGCUAUCGGAAGGCGAGACCGCAGAUGCAGGCCCGAAGCAAACCGGACGAACAAGAAGUGGCAUGCACGGGAUGAAGAGAGAGUAAGUCCACUCACGUACAGACCAUUCCGUGUGGGAGGUGCAUCAGACAGACGUCCCCCUUGCCCCGUUGGUCGACUGUCAGCAGGCCCACGCACUACCUCACCCGCUGGUUUACAGAAGUGAGGAGAGCGUGAGCUGACGGAAACCCAACCACCAAGGCAAGAGUGGAUGCCUUGACGCAAGGCUAGACCAUCAGUAUCAUCGACAAGACGGACAAACAGACAGACAGACAGCCGCAUCACGACCACGCGCCUCUUUCCGCACAGCGACAACUGUACACCCACACCGUUCCACGCCACACACAAACGCAAAAUCCAGGCAUCCCUUAGCAGCUGCCUAUGCAUAGUUAUGAAGACAGGGAGGGACGCCACGUGCACGCAAUAAUGAUCCAGCCAGAGCAAAAUCGAGUUCAAAGACAGACACGGUCGUCACGUGGUUGUGCUUCAGAUGGCGCCCGCGUCCGUCAGCAUCUUCUGCAAAGAGCCGUUCGAAAUCGCCGUCAUCUACACACACACACACACACACAUGCACACACACCGAUGGCAAUGGUGUUCUGCACACAGUCGGUGCUGCUGUUCCAUCGAUAAUGGCCAUACCGUUUCGUCACAUCCGCCGACGAAUUUGCCGCCCACAAACACGCGGGGCACGCUGCGGCCACCGGUGAGGCUACUGAGGUAAUCCUGGAUCUCAUUCAUGUUGGGCUCGUUCUCGAUCUGCUUGACCUCCUGCACACACAGACACACAUCGCACAGCACACACAGACACGUACACGCAGCAGCAGCAGAUCUCUGCAUGUGUGAUGUGUGGUCACCAGUGCUUUGAUGCCCAGGUUCUGGAGGGCACUGAUGGCGCGCUGGCAGAACGGGCAAUAGCUAAGACACACCAGCAAAGCACACCACACCACAUUACACAUGCAGCAGCAGCAAGCCUGUCUCGUCACGCGCACGACGUGUGUGCAUGUGGCAGUGAGCAGCUUACGACUUUGAGAAGACCAUGACUUUGUUGUUGGCGAUGCUGCUGUCGACCAUCUCCUUCACUGACCCCAUGAUCUCUCCUCUGGCUGCAGAGGGCUUGCCGCCCAUAGACGAGGGGAGAGAAAAGUACGACCGAGCGGACGGAAAGAAGCUGCGGUAGAUGCUCACCGAACAACGGCCCAGGAGCAUACAAACUCGAACGAAAUAUAUUCUGG